AUGGUAUCGAUGCGGACGUUCUCACGGCAGAAGAAGAUGGCGGUUAUCGCGGCACUGUGCUCGGCGGUCCUGGUGUAUGCGCUGGUGCGCAGCGGAGGAUCGCCGCUUGCCGCGUCGCAGCGCAUCCUACAGGUUAAGGCACCACAACAGUACUUGCACAACCUCUGGCAGGACUCGUGGGGACUGAUUGCGGGCGACCGCGACCAGCGCGGGAGCUCGCGCGCGCAGGUGGAGCAACCGUGCAAGUUUCUGCCGGCAGCGGUGCAGCCGCGGUUCCGGCUGACGCGAGAACAGGUGCUCGGUGUGCUCGGGAAGGGCGGGAUGACGCUCGAGAGCAUUGUGCAGUUCUACCGCCGCUGGCGCUUCGACACGACAUUGCGCUAUGUGCUCCCAUCCUCGCUCAAGCACGGGCUGCUCGGCCGCGUGGUCGAGCUCCCGGCGUUUCUCGGCGACGUGUUCCAGCGCGAGAAGCUGCUUAUGAAGACUUACGAUUAUGACCCCCGCAUCACAUCUGCGGUGUACUAUGACGCCGUCGGCGCGGCAUUGGCGGCCGACGCGACGAUUGACGACAUUGUUUUUCCAUUCAGCUGGUAUGACUGGGCUGAUCUCUCCAUUCUCAACGAUUUCAUCGACCUACCCCAAAGCGAAAAGCCCACCGCCGACUGGGUCGUUAACCGCUACUUUCCCGUGGACGAUCUCUUCAAGUACGAAUCCGCGUUUGGCCGCAAUCUUUUUGACACCGAUCGCGCGAGGGGCUUGGUGGCCGAGUACUACCACUCCAGGACCAAGUUUCCGCCCAUCGCGCCUGGUGCUGCAAUUGACGCGGACCGGUACUGUCGGAAUUCCACAAAUCCGUUUUUACCCGGGUUUGAGUGCCCGGAGGUCUUUCCGCAGGCGAGACCGGAAGUCUACCACUUGCAGGCCCGCACAAGAUUAUACACGCGGGGGCCGAUCCCCUAUUCACUAACGUUUUUGAAGCUGGAUGCGCCUAGCAUCACCGUGCAGAUCUCGAAUACAGAGGCGCUCCAGAAAGAUGGCACUCCUUACAACAUCGCUUACAGUGGCAUGCUCGAGGCGUACUUGAAGCGCAACGUUAAAUCUUUCCCCAAGAUGCCCCGGCGUGAUUACUACUUUGAAAAUCUGCCCAAAUUCGAAAAUAUGUGGGAUGCGUACUUCCAGCGCGCAAAUAAGGGCCCUGGUUCCGAAACUGUGCGUAAGCCGCUCUUUUUGAACCUUACCGAAGCGGACUUCGAAUUUGAUGCCUUUACGAAACUACGCCAGCUACAGGCAAAUCAGGCAAACUUGACAGCCCACCAGAAGGGCUACAUGACCGCCCUUAACUAUUCGCUCCAUAGCCACUACGCAGACUGUGACAAAUUCUUCACGGAGGCUGGGGACUCCACGGAUUACCAGCACCUGGGGCACCACUUCGACUCGCGGUUUUUCCGCGGGGCGAUAUCGUAUGGAGAAAUACGGGCGCGCCUAGAUGCGCUUAUUAGGGCAUGGCUCUCUUUUACCAACAGUAGCAACCUUGUUACGUGGGUAGCGCACGGAUCGAUGUACGCGUGGAUGUACGACGGGCUGGCGUUUCCCUGGGAUGGCGACCACGAUGUGCAGAUGCCGAUACGGCACUUGCACAUGCUUGCGGAGAGAUUUAACCAGACUGUGGUGGUGGACGAUCCAACGGUAGGAAACGGAAGGUAUUUUAUUGACGUCACGUCAUCGAUUACGUCGCGUGUCCAUGGGAACGGCAAGAACAACAUUGACGCCAGGUUCAUCGACGUUGAUUCGGGGCUUUACGUGGACAUCACGGGGCUCAGUGUUUCCAGUGACCCGGUUAACAUGCGCUAUGAUUGGCUGGUUGAGAAGUUCUGGCAGGAACGCAACAACGGGACCGCCUUCUACAGGGACCCUAAUAUCAUUCCAGGGUACACUGACCUGACGCCGAAGGAGCUGUUGGAAAAGGAAAAGUCAGAGAAAGGAAACGGAGUUACGGAAUUGAGAAUCAAUCAUUUGACUGACCUGCAGAAUGAGCUCAACAGUGACGGCAACGAUUUCGCGAAAUUGUCUGCUGCAGAACGCUACAACCUCAACAAGCACAUCAAAGUUUACAAUUGUAGGAACAAACACUUUACGACAUUUGAAGAAAUAUCGCCGCUCAGGUUGACAUAUUUCCAUGGUAUGCCUGCAUACAUUCCCAACCAGUACCUCAAGAUUUUGAGGGCCGAGUACCGUGUGCCAGACUCGUUCAAGACCAUGUCGUACCACGAAUCCACGUUUCUACCGGAGUUUCGCCUGUGGGUUCUGGAUAAGCAACUUGACCGGGUCACCAACUCUGAUUCUUCGUCCACCAUUGCCGAGCACACGAUUCCGCGGGACCAUAUAGAGGGGCUCACUACGAAUGAGGUGAAGCUGCUUCUCCAGAAUAUUGCGGUGUUACCGGAGGCAGAGGAUCUUUUCGUGUAUCUAUGGAACACUCGCCAUAUAACGCUUUUCCGCCAGAAGGAGAUAGAACUCCAGUACGAAAAAACGCUAUCACGAAAGAAGAAGGCCGAUCUACUUGAUACCUUUGUGCGCGGCCGUCGCUUCAACGGUAUAUACAAGGAUAUUUUCCAGGAACGGAUGGAGACCAAUUUCUGGAACAACUUGCUCUCUAUGGCGGACGUUUCUUUCCCCCAGGUGCUCGAUGAGCUAAGGAAGUUGCAUCUGAAUCUUGCGAAGGAACUCUUCCGGAUCAACUCGGAAAUGGCCAUGAAGGAACUAGACUGGGCAGCCGAAUUUGGAGAGGAGACCCCCGGCAGAAUCAACUUCAACAAAUAUGGAGAGCACUUCUUCUCAAUGGGUGAGAGGUCUUCGAAUGCAAUCUUCGCAAGCGAUCCUGUAGACAGAGGCCAGUCUAUUAGCGACCUGUAUCGUACCGACCUGGAGGACAAAUUCAAAUCAAAGUACAAUGACAGAAAGACCGCAGCAGAAAUGGAACGGAAGAGGAAGGAGGAAGAGGAACGUAAGAGGAAGGAGGAGGAAGAGCGUAAGAGGAAGGAGGAGGAAGAGCGGAAGAGGAAGGAGGAGGAGGAAGAGCGUAAGAAAAAGGAGGAGGAAGAGCGUAAGAGGAAGGAGGAGGAAGAGGAGCGCAAGAGGAAGGAGGAGGAGGGUCGCAAGAGGAAGGAGGAGGAGGAUGAACUUAAUAGGAAGGAAGAUGAGGAACACAGACAAAGUAAGCACGAGGAACACCAGCGACAGGAAGACGUGAGCCCAGUUCAGGUGCAAGUCGAAUCCAUUAAGGAGCGCGAUUAG
This is a messenger RNA of Eremothecium gossypii ATCC 10895, 3294 nucleotides long. It is a transcript of the gene MNN14, whose product is annotated as Mnn14p. The record is from RefSeq and is marked provisional. The coding region runs from base 1 to 3294 and encodes 1097 amino acids. The transcript has a single exon. NCBI's taxonomy places the organism in Eukaryota, Fungi, Ascomycota, Saccharomycetes, Saccharomycetales, Saccharomycetaceae.